AUGCCCCUUGACGGAGUGAAAAACAUCGUGCUGGUGCUAUCCGGCAAAGGAGGCGUCGGAAAAUCCUCCGUGACCCUCCAACUUGCCCUCGCGCUUACCCUGCAGGGCAAAUCAGUCGGCAUCCUCGACAUCGAUCUCACCGGCCCCUCCAUCCCACGCCUCGUCGGCAAAGAAGAUGCCAAAAUCACACAAUCGCCGCGCGGUUGGAUACCUGUCGAAGUAUAUCCAUCCGAAACAAUCAAAGACGAUGAGCAGGGAAAUGCGCAACUCCGUGGGUCAUUGAGGUGUAUGUCUGUUGGAUUCUUGCUCCGUGAUCGCGGGGAUGCGGUGAUUUGGAGGGGCCCGAAGAAGACGGCGAUGGUGAGGCAGUUUUUGUCGGAUGUUUAUUGGGGGGAGACGGAUUAUUUGCUUGUUGAUACGCCUCCGGGCACAAGUGACGAACAUAUCGCCAUCAGCGAAAGCUUGCUAACAAUGUCGUCUACCUCACGAAAUACAGCCACGGCCUCACGAAUCUCUUACCUCGCCGGCGCAGUGCUGGUCACAACACCUCAAGCCGUCGCAACCUCUGAUGUGCGUAAAGAAAUCAAUUUCUGCUUCAAAACACAGAUUCCUAUCCUCGGUGUCGUCGAGAACAUGUCCGGAUACACAUGCCCUUGUUGCGGAGAAGUCAGCAACUUAUUCUCCCGUGGUGGAGGCGAGGUUAUGGCUGCCGAGAUGUCGAUUCCGUUCCUGGGGCGGGKGCCGGUUGACGUUAAGUUUGGGCAGCUUGUGGAGAGCCAGAAGAUUGAUGGCGAUGAUGGUGAGGAUAGUGAUGUUGAUGGCGAGGACGUGGAAAUACAGAGGAAUCCGUUUGAGGAUGAUGAGAGGUUACUUGUGGAAAAGUAUAGGGACUGCUGGUCACAUCCUAUAUUUGAGGGCUUUACGAAACAUCUUUUGGAUAAGAUUGAGGCGGAGUCGGGGUAG
Molecule: messenger RNA, 963 nt
Organism: Talaromyces amestolkiae
Lineage: Eukaryota; Fungi; Ascomycota; Eurotiomycetes; Eurotiales; Trichocomaceae
Exons: 3
Coding region: 1-963 (320 amino acids)
Biological process (GO): iron-sulfur cluster assembly
Cellular component (GO): cytosol
Molecular function (GO): ATP binding; ATP-dependent FeS chaperone activity; 4 iron, 4 sulfur cluster binding
Source: RefSeq, a predicted model, not a curated record